GAACAAUAAUGAAACUACUGAGUACUCUUGUUUGCGCAGGCAGGCUGGAAAGAGGCCUACCCAACCAAGCAAUGUUUAGCAGUUAGCCACCAAUAGCAAUCGUUUUCCAUACCUCUGGACUAUGGAGAAGAUGCCUAAUUUUUCACUGAGCUGAGCUACUAGCAAAAUGUACCCAGCCUCCCGUUGACAUGUGUUGACUUUGUGGAUUUAAUUUUAUCUUAAUAACGAUUGUCUUUUAAUAACGUAAUGUAUGUUUAGUGUAACGAUAAAAGUACACAUGACUACGUCGGGUUGGUAUAUUUUCUUAUGGUAAUUGGGCUUCAUCUUUAUAAACUGUUCACCGGUUCUGGUUCAAGGGAGAAUGUGUGUUGUGUUUUCAGGGUUUGUUUUGCUUCUGGAAUAUUCAAAUUUACCCAAAACAAAAGGUAUUUAAUUAUAUAAAUAUUAUAUAAAAAUAAUAUUUUUUAAGCAAAGUACUUAUAAAAUUUAUACUUUUCUCAUUUUCUGAAUUCGGUUCCAUAUUACCGUAAACAUGAAAAGCACUGCGCAGAAGGAAACAGAUGUGGGUAGUGGUUACCGUGUUUACGGUUCCUAUAGUAACAGAAAAUACCUGGAGUACGGUACCAGAAGGCUUAAACCAAACUGGUUAAAAAGUUGAAAGCUCUAAUUAAUUUAUUAAAAGUUGUAAUUGAGGGCAGGUAACAGUAAAAGAUGGCUUCAUCUGGCGACGACAAGGCUCAGUUGGCAGUUUUUCUGCAGCCGAGGGGAGAAGACCAGCAGCUUGUUUUACAGGAGUUUAAGGACGAAUUAUCGAUGAGGAUGGUGGCUCAUAAAAAACUGCUGCGACACAGGCGGAGCCAGGAAAAACAGAGGCAACGCAACACAAUGGAGUCAAGAGCAAUGAAAAUCUACAGAAGAAGCAAAGAGCAGAACGAAGCCCGCCGUCCUUCUCCAGAGCCACAGUUUCCACCUAAUAUGUUUAGUGAAAAACGGAAGCAAAGGAUGAACUUUGAAUUCCUAAAGCAGUGUGUGGAGAGCCGGCCACUCCAUCCAAUCCAGCAUCAUUGGUUGGACUCCAUUGUCUCUCGUAUCCCACCGAAACUAAAAGACAGCCCAGAGUUUAUAAAACUGCUGCAGGAGCUGUGCACAGAAGUCAGCGAUGACUUCCACAAUGUCUUAGUCAAGCACACAGUGGAGACUGUACUGCAGAAUCCAGACAUGGAUGGUAUCUCAGAAAACCAGACAGCCAAGGGACCAAAAAUACUUGAAUUUUCCCAGUCUCUCCACGACAACCUUCUCAAAAGUCGCCGGAUGAUUAAAACACAUUUGCACAUCCUUCAUCCUGUAAUGCAAACUGUUUUGGAAAUUGGCUACAAAACAUUUUCUACCCUUGUUCUGGCUGACAUUUCAGGAUGUAGUUGGUCCAGGACGUCGGGUGCUGUGGACUGUAAGAGUCUUCAGAACAAAAUGGCCGUGGAGUGUAAGAGAACAGAAGACCGCAUCAUGAAUACUUGGUUUCCUAAAGUCAUCCACCUACUAACUAGUAAGGAAACGCUUAGAGGACUUAAAGAGGAGAAACUGGACUCCUUUUACAACUGUGCAUCCACACUCAUCUCUAAUCAGUUGAAAUCCUUACUUCAGGCAAACGUGGAGGCUUUCGUCACAGUGUUUGAUCUGAAUAGUGACCACUUACCCCUGUUCCGAAUGGCCUUGACGUUCGAUGAUGAAAAGAUGGAAAUUUACCCCACCUUACAGGAUGUGGAGGCUGCUGUGUUUGAGAGUCUUCAUGCCAUUACAAACACACUGCAGAGAGUCCAGACAGUCCAGGCCUGGCUGACUCAAGCUUCAUCUUCAUUUGUGGACGCCAAGGUGGCCGAUCACACACUUGACUGGGCGCGGGCGACAUUAAAGACAGCCGUGUGUGGAAAUCUGGAGGGAGCAGAUCAACAUUUCCAGAGUUAUGUUUCACAGUAUGACUGGCUCGUCAAUGGAACUGCACAGUCCGAAGUGAAGACAUUCAUCGAAGAAGAGCACUCUUUUGAAGAAUACACCCAGAAAGUGGAAAACUUCAGCACUUUGUCUAAAGAGAUCAUCAGCCUCCCAGGAAAGUUUCACUUUCCAAUGGUGCUUUUGGACUGUGAAGAGCUGAAGCAAGGACUGGCCAACAAAGUCAAAUCCUACGCUGACAUACUUCUGAAGAAAAUGGUCGACAGCCAUCGUGAACAAAAUUUAACGAUCAGCUCUGAAUUUGAAACCAUCAAACAAAAAGCUCUGAAAAUUCCUGAAAAUACAGAAGAGCUGAUCCAGCUGAUGGAUUACAUUCAAUUCGUCAAGACUAAAGGUGUGGAAGACCUGAAAGAAAUGAUACAGAAAUCUGGCUGCAGGAGCAUCUACCUCAUGGACUUCCACGUCUUUGACCCCGAGGAUCUUUCCCUUAAUGCCAAAGUUUUCCUCUGGCCUAAAAACAUUCUUCAUGUUUUUCAGCUUAGUGACGAGGUCAUACAGAAAGCUAAAGAGACAGGCGAGCAGGAGUUGUUUGCUAAGAGGCAAAGACUGACUGUUCAACUGGAGAAGUUGGGACGCAGAAGUGAGGAGUUCCAGCAUUGUGCUGAGCUGGAGAUGAUUCAACAGUAUGUUUCAGACAUCAGAACAGUCCACAAACUUCUCCAAGAGGCCGAGGAUGAAAUAGUCUUCAUUAACAAAGAAGAGACCUUCUACAAAAUUGAUCUGACAUCUUACCCAGAAGUUCACGUCAUCAGAGAAAAUGUUGGACUGUACCAGAAACUGUUUGGACUUGUGUUGAACUGGCAACGGACCGAGAACAGAUGGAUGAACGGACCAUUUGAGGAGCUGGAUGGGAUGUCCCUGGAGACGAACCUGGACGAGUUUUUCAGGGACAUCUUUAAGAUGCUCAAGUUCUUUCAACAGAAGCAGAACAGAGAUGAAAAAGAUGCUGAGAAGGUUUUCAGGAAGACGGGCGACGACGAGCCAAAGAAGCAGGAGAGCCCCUCUGUGGUUCUGUGCUCGGCUGUGAUGGAGCAGAUAAAGGAGUUUAAGGACCGUAUCCCUCUGGUGUCCAUCCUGUGUAACCCAGGCAUCAGAGCUCGACACUGGGACCAGAUGUCAGAGAUCGUGGGCUAUGACCUCACUCCAGAUUCCAGUACCACACUUCGCAAAGUUCUCCAACUAAACCUGUCUCCUUACCUGGAGGAGUUUGAGUCAAUCAGUGCGGCCGCUACUAAGGAGUUUUCUUUGGAGAAAGCCAUGCAGACCAUGACGCAUGUUUUGGAUGGUAUUUCCUUCCACCACCAGGCUUACAGAGAGACGGGCGUCUCCAUCCUCACUGCAGUGGACGAGAUUCAGACAGUUCUAGAUGAUCAGAUUGUGAAGACUCAGACCAUAAGAGGCUCACCUUUCAUCAAACCUUUUGAAAAGGAGAUCAAGCUGUGGGAGGAACGUCUGCUUCGUAUUCAGGAGAUCAUCGACGAGUGGCUGAAGGUCCAGGCUCAGUGGCUGUACCUGGAACCCAUCUUCUCCUCCCAGGACAUCAUGCAGCAGAUCCCGACAGAGGGAAGACUAUUUCAAACUGUCGACAAAAACUGGAAAGAAAUCAUGAGGCACUGCGUGAAGGACUCUAAGAUUCUACCAGCAACCUCACUUCCUGGUUUGCUAGAGAAACUAAAGGAUUCCAACCUCCUCCUGGAUAACAUCAUGAAGGGACUGAAUGCCUACCUGGAGGAGAAGCGUCUCUUUUUUCCACGAUUUUUCUUCCUGUCCAAUGACGAAAUGCUAGAGAUUCUGUCAGAGACCAAAGACCCUCUGCGGGUGCAACCACACCUGAAGAAAUGUUUCGAAGGCAUAUCUAAGCUGGACUUUCUACCCAACCUGGACAUCCAGGCCAUGUACAGCAGUGAAGGAGAGCGUGUUCCACUCAUCAGGCAUAUUUCUACGUCUGAAGCCAAAGGAGCGGUAGAGAAGUGGUUGGUCCAGGUGGAGGACGUGAUGCUUCGCAGCGUUAGAGACGUAGUGGCCCGGUCCAGGCUGGCCUAUGCUGAAUCACAGAGGAAAACCUGGGUUACAGAGUGGCCUGGUCAGGUGGUCCUCUGCACAUCCCAAAUAUUUUGGACCAUGGAGGUGCAUGAAGCCAUCAGAUCAGGACCAGACGGUUUAAAGAACUUCUACCAGCAACAGCAGAAUCAGCUCAACGACAUUGUAGAACUGGUCAGAGGAAAACUGCCUCAGCAAACACGGACCACUCUGGGAGCGCUGGUCACUAUUGACGUACACGCCCGGGACGUGGUCCUGGACCUCAUUGACAAAGGCGUGUCUCACGAAACAGAAUUCCAGUGGCUCGCCCAGCUGCGUUACUAUUGGAUUGAUGACGACGUCCGCGUCCACAUCAUCAACUGUGAUGUCAAGUACGCUUACGAGUACCUGGGAAACUCACCGCGAUUGGUCAUCACUCCUCUGACUGACAGAUGCUACAGAACCCUGAUCGGAGCUUUCUUCCUGAAUUUGGGCGGAGCGCCGGAAGGUCCAGCAGGAACAGGAAAGACUGAGACCACCAAAGAUCUCGCCAAAGCUUUAGCUGUACAGUGUGUGGUCUUCAACUGUUCUGACGGACUGGACUACAUCGCUAUGGGCAAAUUUUUCAAAGGACUGGCUUCGUCCGGCGCCUGGGCGUGCUUCGACGAGUUCAACCGCAUAGAGCUGGAGGUGUUGUCCGUGGUGGCCCAGCAGGUGCUCUGCAUCCAGAGGGCCACCGAGCAGAAGCUGGAGUUCUUUGACUUUGAAGGCACGAUGCUCAAACUCAAUCCCAACUGCUUUGUGUCGAUAACAAUGAACCCUGGAUACGCCGGACGGUCAGAACUUCCAGACAACCUCAAGGUGUUAUUCCGGCCUGUGGCCAUGAUGGUGCCCAACUACGCACUGAUAGCGGAGAUCUCUCUGUAUUCCUACGGCUUCCUCAAUGCCAAGCCCUUGUCUGUGAAGAUCGUCAUGACCUACAGGCUCUGCUCGGAGCAGCUCUCCUCACAGUUUCAUUACGACUACGGCAUGAGAGCAGUCAAAGCCGUCCUGGUGGCGGCAGGAAACCUCAAGCUCAAGUUUCCACACGAGAAUGAAGACAUACUGAUCCUGAGGUCCAUAAAAGAUGUGAAUGAGCCCAAAUUUCUCUCCCAUGACAUUCCUCUGUUCAACGGAAUUGCCAGUGAUUUGUUCCCAGGAAUCUCCCUCCCCCAGGCUGAUUAUAAGCUGUUUCUAGAAGCUGCUGCUGAAUGUUGUAAAAAACACAACGUCCAAUCAACAGAUGUCUUCUUACAGAAGAUGAUACAGACGUAUGAGAUGAUGAUCGUCAGACACGGAUUCAUGCUGGUGGGAGAACCGUUUGCAGGAAAGACCAAAGUUCUUCAUGUGCUCGCAGACACCCUGACUCUUAUGAAUGAGAGAGGUCAUGGUGGAGAGGAAAAGGUCAUCUUCAGGACUCUCAACCCCAAGUCCAUCACCAUGGGACAGCUCUUUGGACAGUUUGACCAAGUUUCUCAUGAGUGGACAGAUGGGAUCGUGGCCAACACUUUCCGCGAAUUUGCGUCAUCUGAAACGCCACACCGUAAAUGGGUGGUGUUUGAUGGUCCGAUAGAUACGCUGUGGAUCGAGAGCAUGAACACUGUGUUGGACGACAAUAAAAAGCUCUGUCUGAUGAGCGGUGAGAUCAUCCAGGUGUCUCCUCCGAUGAGUCUGAUCUUUGAAGCUAUGGAUUUAUCACAGGCUUCUCCUGCCACUGUCAGCCGAUGUGGUAUGAUCUACAUGGAGCCCUCUCAGCUGGGCUGGCACCCCCUGGUGGUCUCCUGGAUCAACUCUCUUCCUGACGUCCUCCAGAGUUCAGAGCAGCGCUCACUGCUGCUCGACCUCUUUCACUGGCUCUUGCCUCCCGCCCUGGGGGUCCUGCGCAGAAACUGCAGGGUGAGUCACUGUGUGGCAAAAAGCAGCAAAUAUUUAGCUUAUUAUUCUCAUUUUAAAUUGGUGUUGAACCAUUUCCAAUUUUCAUUUAUUCCAAUUUUUUUUUUUUUUCACUCUUGCAUCGUGGCUGCGUUUGCGUUCUCUCUGGUUUGGUCUGUGGGCGGCAGCUGUGACGCAGAGAGCAGAGAGAAUUUUAGCCACUUUGUCCGAGUGACCGUCUCAGGAAAAUCAGAGGAUCAUCCUCUGCCCACCAGCGUGGGGAAAUGGGAGUGUCCCUUCAACGACAAAGGCUUGGUGUAUGACUACUUUUACGAGUUUAAAGGAAAAGGACGCUGGGUUCACUGGAAUGACGCCAUCGGUGACGUCUUCCUGGGAGACAAAAACACCAAAGUGCAGGACAUCAUUGUUCCCACCAUUGACACGGUUCGCUACACUUACCUGAUGGACCACUGCAUCACUCACGGAGCACCUGCUCUGUUCGUUGGUCCGACCGGCACUGGGAAGUCAGUGUAUGUGAAAGAGAAACUGAUGAACCAUCUGGACAAAGACAGAUAUUUGCCCUUCUUUGUUAACUUUUCAGCUCGCACGAGUGCAAACCAAACACAGAAUAUCAUUACGGCAAAGUUAGAUAAGAGGAAGAAGGGAGUAUUUGGUCCACCAAUGGGGAAGAAGUGUGUCAUCUUUGUGGAUGACAUGAACAUGCCUGCACCAGAACAGUUUGGAGCGCAGCCUCCAGUGGAGCUCCUCCGACAGUACAUCGACCACAGACACUGGUAUAAUCUGAAGGAUACUUCCAAGAUCACUCUGGUUGACAUCCAGCUCAUCUCAGCUAUGGGGCCCCCCGGUGGAGGGAGGAAUGCAGUGACGGCACGAUUCUUGCGUCACUUUAACAUUUUUGCCAUUAAUGCCUUCAGUGAUGAAACAAUGGUUCGCAUCUUCUCGAAUGUGGUGGCCUUCCAUCUCCAGAACAAUGAAUUCUCACCAGAGUAUUUCACUGUGGGCGACCAGAUAGUCACUGCCACCAUGGAAGUCUAUAAAAAAGCAAUGCAGAAUCUGCUUCCGACUCCUGCCAAGUCCCACUACACCUUCAACCUGAGGGACUUCUCGCGUGUCAUCCAGGGCUGCCUGCUGAUGAAGAAAGAGUCUGUGCAGAACAAACGCACCAUGAUUCGCUUAUUUGUUCAUGAGGUUUUCCGGGUCUUCUACGAUCGACUGGUGGACGACAAAGAUCGCGGUUGGCUCUAUGAGCUGACGAAGAGCAUCCUCAAAGAUCACUUCAAGGAGUCUUUUGAUCAGGUGUUUGAUCAUCUGAAGGAAAAGAGUGAAUUGUGUGAAGAAGACAUGAGGAACCUUCUGUUUGGAGACUACAUGAACCCUGACCUGAGUGGUGAGGAGCGUCUGUACGCCGAGGUGACAUCGAUGAAAGAUUUUGCCCAGGUGGUGGGUUCCUGUCUGGAAGAAUACAACCAAAUGCACAAGAAUCACAUGAACCUGGUCAUUUUCCGCUACCUGCUUGAGCACCUGUCUCGCAUCAGCCGCGUGCUGAAGCAGCCGGGAGAAAACGCGCUGCUUGUAGGAGUCGGAGGAAGUGGACGUCAGUCCAUUACGCGUUUGGCGGCGUCGAUGGCUCACAUGACCGUAUUUCAGCCUGAGAUCUCUAAGAGUUACGGCAUGGCUGAAUGGAGAGAUGAUCUCAAGAUGCUGCUUAAAAAUGCUGGUGUGAAAGGUCAGAAGAUGGUUUUCCUGUUGACUGAUGCCCAAAUCAAAGAUGAAGGUUUUCUAGAAGACGUGGACAGUGUCCUGAACACCGGAGAGGUCCCUAACCUGUUCGCCAUGGACGAGAAGCAAGAGAUAAUGGAGGCUGUUCGACCCGUUGCCCAGGCCGGCAAUAAAAAUUUAGAGUUGAGUCCUCUUACUCUGUUUGCCUUCUUUGUGGCACGCUGUAAAGAAAACCUCCAUAUUGUCGUGGCCUUCAGUCCAAUUGGUGAUGCGUUUCGAAAUCGUCUGCGCCAGUUUCCCGCUCUCAUAAACUGCUGCACCAUUGACUGGUUUCAGCCGUGGCCGGAGGAAGCUCUCGAGCGUGUGGCCAACUCCUUCCUGGAGUCGCUGGAGAUGAGUGAAAAUGAACGGCGGGAAGUCGUACCGAUCUGCCAAACCUUCCACACCUCUGCCCACCAGCUCUCUCAGAGAUUCCUGACUGAGCUUGGGCGUCAUAAUUACAUAACACCCACCUCCUACCUGGAGCUGAUCGCUACUUUCCGUCAGCUCCUGACUCAGAAAAGAGACACGGUCAUGAAGGCCAAGCAGAGGUACAUCAGCGGUCUGGAUAAGCUAGCCUUUGCUGAAUCUCAGGUGGGUGAGAUGAAGAAAGAGCUGGAGGAGCUGCAGCCCAAGCUGGAGCAGGCCAAGAUAGAAAAUCUUGAAAUGAUGAAGGUGAUUGAAGUGGAAUCUCUGGAGGUGGAAGCUAAAAGUAAAGUUGUGCGUGUGGAUGAAGAGGCGGCAACAGUUAAAGCCAAUGAGGCGAAGGCUCUGAAGGAUGACUGUGAGAGUAACCUCGCCGCCGCUAUCCCUGCCCUGGAAGCUGCUCUCUCUGCACUGGACACUCUGAAGCCAUCUGACAUCACGAUUGUGAAGUCGAUGAAGAACCCGCCCUCAGGGGUGAAGCUGGUUAUGGCGGCUGUGUGUGUGAUGAAGGACAUUAAGCCAGAUAGGAUUUCUGACCCAGCUGGAACUGGAAAAAAGGUGUUUGACUAUUGGGGUCCGAGCAAGAAGCUGCUGGGAGACAUGAACUUCUUGCGCGACCUGAAGGAAUAUGAUAAAGACAAUAUUUCUGUCACUGCGAUGCAAAAAAUACGAAGCGAGUACAUGACCAAUCCUGAUUUUGACCCCAGUGUCGUGGCAAAGGCCUCGUCUGCAGCCGAGGGUUUGUGCAAGUGGAUAAAAGCCAUGGAGGAGUACGACAGAGUGGCCAAGGUUGUGGCUCCUAAGAAGGCCAGUUUGGCAGAAGCCCAGGAGUCCCUGGCCUCCACCAUGGCCCUGCUGGACCAGAAGAGGGCUGAGCUGAAGGAAGUUGAGGAUCGUUUAGCCGCUCUUAAGAAAACCUCUGCGGAGAAGAUGGAGGAAAAGGCUCAGUUGGAGCUGCAGGUGGAUUCAUGUGCCAGGAAAUUAGAGAGAGCUGAGAAACUCAUCGGUGGUCUGGGUGGAGAGAAGACCAGAUGGUCAAAGGCGGCAAACGAGCUACAGAACACCUACGACAACCUGACUGGAGACGUUCUCAUUUCUGCCGGGGUCAUCGCCUACCUCGGUGCUUUCACUGCUGGUUUCAGACUGGACUGCACCAAGUCUUGGACCAAACUCUGUCAGUUGAAGAAGAUCCCGUCGUCAGAUGAGUUUUCCCUCAGUAAAACUCUGGGCGAUCCCAUCAGGAUCAGAGCGUGGAAUAUCGCAGGUCUUCCCAGUGACUCUUUCUCCAUUGACAACGGCGUAAUUGUCAGUAACUCGCGUAGAUGGCCCUUGAUGAUUGACCCUCAGGGCCAGGCCAACAAAUGGGUGAAGAACUCGGAGAAAGACAACAACCUUAGUGUAAUAAAGCUGACAGACAUGGACUACAUGAGGACGGUGGAAAACUGUGUACAAUUUGGAACGCCGUUGCUCUUGGAAAAUGUAGGAGAGGAGUUAGACCCUUCACUGGAAUCCCUGCUGCUCAAACAAACCUUCAAACAAGGUGGCGUUGAUUGCAUCAAACUGGGAGAGAGUGUGAUAGAAUACUCCGGUGAUUUCCGUUUUUACAUUACCACUAAACUCAGAAACCCUCACUACCUGCCAGAACUGGCCACCAAAGUCUCCCUGUUGAAUUUCAUGAUCACCCCCGAGGGCUUGGAGGACCAGCUGCUGGGGAUCGUGGUCGCAAAGGAGAGACCAGAGCUGGAGGAGGAGAGAAACGCACUGAUCCUUCAGUCAGCUGACAACAAAAGGCAGCUGAAGGAAAUUGAGGAUAAGAUCUUGGAGACGCUGCAGUCGUCAGAGGGAAAUAUCCUGGAGGAUGAGAGCGCCAUCCAGAUUCUAGACUCUGCCAAAAUCAUGUCCAAUGAGAUCAGUAAAAAGCAACAGGUUGCAGAAAAGACAGAGAUUGAAAUAGCAGAGUCCAGAGAAGGUUACAGAGCCAUCGCCAAACACUCGUCCGUCCUGUUCUUUACCAUCGCUGAGCUGACUAACAUAGACCCAAUGUACCAGUAUUCUCUCAGCUGGUUUGUGAACCUCUACAUCAACUCCAUACAAGACAGCAUUAAGUCCAAGAUCCUGGAGAGGAGACUUCAGAACCUGAACGGUCAUUUUACCUACAACCUCUACUGCAACAUCUGCCGCUCGCUGUUCGAGAAGGACAAACUCCUCUUCUCCUUCCUCCUCUGCUGUAACCUGCUCCUAGCGAAAGACGAGAUUGAAUAUGCUGACUUUCUGUUCUUGCUGACCGGGGGAGUGGGCCUCCAGAAGACCACGUCGAACCCCGACCCCAGCUGGCUGCAGGACAAGAGCUGGGAUGAGAUCUGCAGAGCCAGUGAACUGCCUGGUUUGCGUGGUUUAAAAGAGGCGUUCAUCCAGAGUCCAGGCGACUUCAGGCCCAUCUACGACAGCAAGGAGCCCUACAACACUCCUCUGCCUGCACCCUGGUGCGACCAACUGAACCACCUGCAGAAAAUGAUCGUUCUGCGCUGCCUGCGGCCGGAUAAGAUUCUUCCAGCUGUGACUAAAUAUGUGACUUUGAACCUGGGAAAGAAGUUUGUUCAGCCCCCUCCCUUUGACCUGAGCAGGAGUUACCAGGAUUCUAACUGCACCAUUCCUCUGGUGUUUGUGCUGUCACCGGGAGCUGAUCCCAUGGCCAGUCUACUGAAGUUUGCCAAUGACAAGGGCAUGAACGGAACCAAGUUCCAGUCCAUCUCCCUGGGCCAGGGCCAAGGCCCCAUCGCAGCGAAGAUGAUCUCCACAGCUAUGCAGGAGGGAACGUGGGUGUGUCUGCAGAACUGUCACCUGGCCGUCUCCUGGAUGUCCAGCUUGGAAAAAACUUGCGAGGACUUCACUCCCACAACGUGUCACCCAGAUUUCCGCCUGUGGCUCACAAGUUACCCGUCACCCAAGUUUCCAGUGAUGAUCCUGCAGAACGGGGUGAAAAUGACCAACGAGCCCCCUACUGGUCUCAGACUCAACCUACUACAGUCCUACCUCUCGGACCCUGUUUCUGACCCCAAGUUCUUCAAUAACUGCCCCAAAAAGGAACUGAUCUGGGAGAAGCUUCUCUACGGCCUGUGCUUCUUCCACGCUCUGGUUCAGGAGAGAAAAAAGUUUGGUCCGCUGGGCUGGAACGUUCCGUACGGCUUCAAUGAGUCCGACCUUCACAUUAGCAUCAGGCAGCUGCAGCUGUUUGUGAACGACUACGACGAGGUUCCCCUCGAGGCCGUCACCUAUCUGACCGGAGAGUGUAAUUACGGCGGCCGCGUCACGGACGACUGGGACCGACGGCUUCUGAUGACCAUGCUGGCUGAUUUCUACACCAAGGACCUGAUGGAGAAGCACUGCUACCUGUUCUCACCCAGCGGUGAAUACUACGCUCCGCCCAAGUCUACGUACGAGGACUACAUCGAGUUCAUCAAGAAGCUGCCGGUCAACCAGCAGCCGGAGGUUUUCGGGAUGCACGAAAAUGUGGACAUUUCCAAAGAUCUGCAGCAGACGAAGCUGCUGUUCGAUUCUCUCCUGCUCACCCAGGGCGGGGGCACCAAGGGAGGGGUGAGCUCCGGGAGUGACAACACACUCUACGAUAUCGCAAAAGACAUCCUGACUAAGCUUCCAGAAAAUUUUAACACAGAAGCCGCUUUACUGAAAUUUCCAGUCCUGUACGAGGAGAGUAUGAACACCGUUCUGGUCCAGGAGAUGGAGCGCUACAACACGUUGUGUAGUUUGAUCCGUGUCAGUCUGCAGAACCUGAUGAAAGCCAUCAAGGGUUUGGUGGUGAUGGACGCAGAGUUGGAGGCAGUGGCCAGUAGUCUGGUAGUGGGCAGGAUCCCAGAGAAAUGGGCCAAGCGCUCCUAUCCCAGCCUCAAACCCCUGGGCAGCUACAUCUCUGACCUUCUUGCGAGGCUGAAAUUUUUGCAGGAGUGGUACGACACACGGGCACCCAACAUUUUCUGGAUUUCUGGUUUCUUCUUCACCCAGGCCUUCCUCACUGGUGCCAUGCAGAACUACGCCAGGAAAUACCACGUUCCCAUUGACCUGUUGGGUUUUGAUUUUGAGAUUCUUCCCACCGAUGAGGUCAACACGUCACCUGAGGACGGUGUUUACAUCAAUGGACUGUUUCUGGAUGGAGCUCGGUGGGACAGACACAGCGGCGUCUUGGCUGAACAACAGCCCAAAAUCUUGUUCGAUGUGAUGCCCACCAUCUGGAUCAAACCCACUGAAAAGAAAGGUUGUGGUCAGCAGCACAGACUGUACGUCUGUCCUCUGUACAAGACCAGUGAGAGGAGAGGAACCCUCUCCACCACAGGACACUCCACCAACUUCGUCAUCUCCAUGAUGCUGCCCACCAGCAGGCCCCCUCAGCACUGGGUUAAGCGCGGCGUGGCCCUGCUCUGUCAGCUUGAUGACUGAUCUAAACUGAGUCAUUCACUGGAAAACAACAUCAGUCUACAGGUCUGUAGUGGUCUGAACUAACACCGGUGGUAAACGUGUGGAAAAUUAGCAUGAUGGCGUGACAGCGGCUCUGAAGGAACCUUCUCAAACACACAGCAUGGCUCAUGAUGAAGUUCUAACUUUUUGUUUUG
This is a messenger RNA of Cynoglossus semilaevis (tongue sole), 12767 nucleotides long. It is a transcript of the gene dnah12, whose product is annotated as dynein, axonemal, heavy chain 12. The transcript is spliced from 71 exons. The record is from RefSeq and is a predicted model, not a curated record. Gene Ontology annotation, molecular function: minus-end-directed microtubule motor activity; dynein intermediate chain binding; dynein light intermediate chain binding. NCBI's taxonomy places the organism in Eukaryota, Metazoa, Chordata, Actinopteri, Pleuronectiformes, Cynoglossidae. Gene Ontology annotation, biological process: microtubule-based movement. Bases 712 to 12594 code for a protein of 3960 amino acids. Gene Ontology annotation, cellular component: dynein complex.